Pecten maximus is the source of this 1184-nucleotide messenger RNA. RefSeq lists its product as uncharacterized. Bases 114 to 458 code for a protein of 114 amino acids. The record is from RefSeq and is a predicted model, not a curated record. Lineage: Eukaryota; Metazoa; Mollusca; Bivalvia; Pectinida; Pectinidae. The transcript is spliced from 3 exons.
GGGCACUCCGGCUUUCCUCCACCUCCAAACCUGGCACGUCCUUAAAUGACCCUGGCUGUUAAUAGGAUGUUAAACAAAAACAAACAAACUGUAGGUGGAGAAACUGCGAGCAUAUGGAUACAACUGUUCAUCGGCGGAUCUUGUUCGUCCGUAAAUUUUCUUCAGUAACGGACCCCAACGGACUGGUCUGGGGCCCAAUGCCAGCUGGGAGACUGAAAUCGGGCGAGAUCUCAAUGCUACUGUACUGCAUUUCAAGACUACAAGAUAUGACAAGAAAGCAUUUCGUCGCGAAGCUGUCCUGGCGUGGAACGGUCUACAUUAUGUACCUAUCGACGUUAGAAAAACCAAAUCCGUUCCCGUCUUCAGGAGAUUUUAAACCACCUGGGACAACUCCAUAUGUAGCUAUAACGUUGUUGACAAAUGUUCAAUGGACGGAGCUGAUGAGUAUCUACAGUUGAUGGCUCUCUUUACAACAAUCAUGCACCAAGUCUGUCACGGAUGACCUGGCUUAUGUGACGUGAAACGGACAAUUCCACAGUGACAAAGUCUGUCACGGAUGACCUGGCUUAUGUGACGUGUCACCGACAAUUCCACAGUGACAAAGUCCGUCACGGAUGACAUGACGUAUGUGAUGUGUAACGGACAUUUCCACAGUGACAAAGUCCGUCACGGAUGACAUGACGUAUGUGAUGUGUAAUGUACAAUUCCACAGCGAAGACUGAAAACUUUCUACAUUGAGGCUAGUUGUAAAGAACAUGGACAGAAACUGCCUCUCUGCAUGUUAUGUUGCUUUAGAAUGGCCACACCCAGUGGUUUAUUCAAUGGAAUGUUGUUAUGUUGAAAUCACUGGAUCAUAAAUGGAUGUUUUAACAAAAAUCAAUGAGAUAUGUAAAGAUUUAAUGUGACAACUGAAGUAUGUCCAUUAAUCAAAAAUUACAUUUUCACAGAUAGCAAAGCCGGUAUGUACCAGCGAAUGUUUCGUAAAUAACAUGCCAUGAUUAUUUUGAAAAAAAAAUAGUAUGCGGUAAACAACUGUUUUAUGUGAAAGACUAUAAUGCCUGAACUUGUUUACAUGUUAAAAUAUUGUUAAUAUUAUCAAACACGCCUUUUUAUAAGGCUGUGUUCAUUUUUGCACAAUCUGAUACAUAAAUAUGUUCUUUGCAAUAAAACACAAGACAAAGAAA